Oryza brachyantha (malo sina) is the source of this 1025-nucleotide messenger RNA. RefSeq names its product E3 ubiquitin-protein ligase SIRP1. Gene Ontology annotation, molecular function: ubiquitin protein ligase activity. The record is from RefSeq and is a predicted model, not a curated record. NCBI's taxonomy places the organism in Eukaryota, Viridiplantae, Streptophyta, Magnoliopsida, Poales, Poaceae. Gene Ontology annotation, biological process: protein ubiquitination. Gene Ontology annotation, cellular component: cytoplasm. The coding region runs from base 105 to 791 and encodes 228 amino acids. The transcript has a single exon.
UACUGGCGAUUCGUCGUGGUUUAGGGUUUGCCUCAUCUUCGUUGGUGUCGGCUCCCUGCCAAUCUCGCCACCGGCCGUUCCACGUUUUGCUUAUAGAGAUUGUGAUGCCCAUAUAUUAUUUUCCGGGGAUAUAUUAUUAUUCCUCUCCCCUAUUCGAUGAGCAGAGAAACCUUAUCCAUGACCAAUUAGCGAUCAAUGGUGAUGUCUACAACAUAAUCAUGCUGAGAUCCAAUCAGCCGGUGGCGCCGCCACCGAGAGACGGUGACGUAAGACCAAAUCAGCAGGCGCCGCCGCUGGCGAGAGAAGAUGACAUAACACAAAAUCAACAUGCGCCGCCGUCAACAGACGAUGGCAUGUUCUCGUCCAUGGACAUGACGGAGUCCAUAGUUGUAUCAUCUGAGGAGGACGCGUCCUUGGGCGAAUCAUCUGAGGACGAGGAGGAGAUGGACUUCUCCGAGUACGAGGACGAGGACGAGGAGAUCGACGUCCUCGCGCCGGCGCCGCAGAUCUCCAGUGAGGCGGCUGCCUCCUACAGGCAGGCCGGACUAUUCCCGACGUCGAGCAAGGCCAUCCAGGGCCUGCGCGAGGUGUCGGCGGCCGAUGCAAAGAAGGACGAGUGUGCCACAUGCCUGCAGGAUUUCUUGGCGGACGACGAGCUCAGGAUGAUGCCCUGCUCCCACACCUUCCACCAGCGUUGCAUCUUCGACUGGAUCCGGCUCAACUGCAUUUGCCCGCUUUGCCGCCACAAGCUGCCCACACAGCACGAGGAUGACAUGCGUGAAAAUCCUUAGCAAUAAACAGAGUGGUGGUUUCUUACCAUCAAUGUAAGGCUAGUUUCUAUUAAAAGAGUAGCACUAGUCGCAUGCUAUUCAUAGUCUAUACUAAAUGCAGAGUCCGGUUAAAUGUAUCGAAGAAAUAGUGAGAAUUAAAUCAAAGUAUGUCAAGAGUCAAUGUUUGGUUCGCAAAGCCAAAUAAUAGUAAGAUGUUCUAUGGCUGCUUUGUUCUGUACUAGAUUAUUUCUCAAA